GCGCAUUGACGCCAUCUUGCCGUUCUGCACAGGAAGUACGUCACCUUCCUCUUCCGCCGCGUCUCCGGCGCCUGAAACACGAGUGUUCAUCUUUUCUCUCUUUACGCGAGGCGCAGCCAAUAUACUGGACCGAUUGGCGACACUUAGGUUACAACAAUGAAACCCAUCCUGCUCCAGGGCCAUGAGAGGUCCAUCACUCAAAUCAAAUACAACAGAGAGGGAGACCUGCUCUUCUCUGUAGCGAAAGACACGGUCACCAACGUGUGGUACUCUGUCAAUGGCGAGAGGCUUGGCACCUACAAUGGGCACACAGGAGCUGUGUGGUGUGUUGACUGUGACUGGGACACUAAAAACGUAUUGACGGGAUCAGCAGACAACAGCUGUCGACUGUGGGACUGCGAGACCGGUAAACAGCUGGCCCUGCUCAACACUAACUCUGCUGUCAGAACGUGCGGCUUCGACUUCAGCGGCAACAUCAUCAUGUUCUCCACAGACAAGCAGAUGGGCUACCAGUGCUUCCUGAACUUCUUUGACCUGCGGGACCCACAGCAGAUUGAAGACAACCAGCCCUACCUGUCGUUACCUUGCAACGACCACAAGAUUACCAGUGCCGUGUGGGGACCUCUGGGAGAGUUCGUCAUCUCUGGCCAUGAGAACGGAGAGUUCAACCAGUUCAGCGCCAAGUCUGGAGAGAUCCUGAAGACGGCCAAGGAGCACAGCAAGCAGAUCAAUGACAUCCAGACAUCAGUGGAUCUCACUAUGUUCAUCAGCGCCUCCAAGGACAACACUGCCAAGCUGUUUGACUCCGCUACUCUGGAUCACAUCAAGUCUUUCAAGACAGAGAGACCCGUUAACUCGGCUGCCAUCUCCCCCAUUAUGGAUCAUGUGGUGAUGGGAGGUGGACAGGAGGCCAUGGAGGUCACAACUACCUCCACCAGGAUCGGCAAGUUUGAGGCCAGGUUCUUCCACGCUGCCUAUGAAGAGGAGUUCGGCAGGGUCAAAGGUCAUUUCGGCCCCAUCAACUGUGUGGCAUUCCACCCUGAUGGCAAGAGUUACAGCAGUGGAGGAGAAGACGGAUACGUAAGGAUUCAUUACUUUGACUCGCAGUACUUUGACUUUGAACUGGAGGCAUAAAGUCGGGCUCCACGGACACACAGCUUCAGCUAACAUCGCACUGAAGUGCAUUUACAGUGUAACCACCUCGCCCGACCCCCUUCAUCUGAUCUGUAAUCAUAACACGGUGGAGAGGUGACUGCGUCAGUGACAGGAGGGUCUCUGGUGGCUUUUUAAAAGUCAUUUUUCUAACAUUAUUUGGAAACUGUUGGUGGAUCAGAAGUCAUUUGUUCCCUGGAUCUGGAGCUCUUGUGACUGGACUGCUCCACACGCCCAAAUCUGAUUCUACACACAAGUAGAAUUUGAGUUGAUAUUUUCCUGUUGUAAACCAUUCCACCACAAGUCUCAAUAAAAUUACUGAAUUCA
Molecule: messenger RNA, 1479 nt
Organism: Cottoperca gobio
Lineage: Eukaryota; Metazoa; Chordata; Actinopteri; Perciformes; Bovichtidae
Gene: eif3i
Product: eukaryotic translation initiation factor 3, subunit I
Exons: 11
Coding region: 157-1134 (325 amino acids)
Biological process (GO): cytoplasmic translational initiation
Cellular component (GO): cytoplasm; eukaryotic translation initiation factor 3 complex, eIF3m
Molecular function (GO): RNA binding; translation initiation factor activity; protein binding
Source: RefSeq, a predicted model, not a curated record